ACAGUCGAACGAGUUUCACAAACGGGUGCUGUAUGUGUGAAACAACGAUUAUGCAUCGUAGACAAAACAUUCAGCAUGCUUAUGUGCAUGUGAUUGUCGUAUAUUCUUCCAAUGUCAUUGUCACUUGCGUUGUGAAACAGUAAACACAAAUUGAUUCUCAUUUCGGCUAAAAUCACAACAAACACCAUUUUUGUGCCUUUUCAUUGUCUAGUUUUUGUGUUUCAUGUUUUUUUUUUGUAUGUCAUUCAUUGAACGAGAAUUUCCAGUGGAUAUUUUAACUACAAAUUUUAAAUCAUAAAAAUAUCCAUUAGUUUUUAAGUUUGUGUUCGUAUUCGGUCAAAUAAAUAACCAAAAUGCCAACCAUUCUACCAUUUCGCGCUGAAUACGCACAAACAGCAAGGAAUUGGUGCAAAAAAUGUCGUAGAAUUAUUCAACGAGACACCGUACAAAUUGGCAUCAUGCGACAGAGUUUGGUUGACGACUGCCUUAAACCCGAAUGGUACGAUAUGACUUGUUUCUUCAAAAUUCGACGUCCCAUAUCGGAGGACUUUAUCGAAGGGUUUGCCAAUCUGCGAUACAGCCACCAAGGGCAAAUCCGAUAUAAUUUAGGUUAUGAUGAAAAUGGCAUAUCGAUUGGAGAACAGCCACCGGCAAAAAAAUGCAAAAUCAUCAAUGCUGCAUUGGAAAAAGAAAUCGAAAUUCAAAGUGACGAAUUAUUCAAGAUUUACGACAAACUCAAAGGUUUCAAUGAACGUGACGGUGAUUGCUUGGCCAUUUUGAAGGCGAACAAUCAAUAUGCUCCGGACAAUUAUGCAGAGACGUUGAAUCAUCUAUGCGAUGUCUUGUAUUUUGGUGCAUUGGCACCAUGUCCAUUUUGCAAAGGUGGCAAGUUUGUGUUCCGAAAUUUCGUUUAUCGUUGCACUGGAUACGAUUCUCCGUGGUCAUCAUGCACCCAUACGGUGAGAGAACCACAACGCAUUCCAAUCGAUUUACCGGAAAAAUACCAAGAAAUAUUGGGCACCGAUUUUGAAGUGCGUACUCGCAUUCUUCGCGAUGUCACCAAGUUCAAUGAAGAUGACUUUGAAAUAUACACAAAACAGCCAUUGUUCGAUAUGGAAUUUUGUAUUGUCGGCGAAACGGGAAUAUCACAAGAAGACAUCGAAAAAAAGAUUGAAGCAAUGGGUGGAAAAAUCACAUCAAAAGUCCACACGAGUCUCGCUGCAGUCAUUUCAAAUGCAAAUGAGGUGAAAAAUUACUCCGAAUUGAUAAAAGACGCGUUUAUUCAUCGAAUUCAAGUGAUACCAGACGAUUUUCUCAACGAAGUUAUGGAAAACGAUCCAAUCGAAGUGAUUGUGAAGAACGAUUUGACCAAAUGGGGAAAGGAUCCAUACGAACGUAUGCCAGAACGAAAACCCAUCUUUCGGCCGGUCAGCACAAAUGAUCGCCCGGGACGGAAUUACAUUUUUGAUCCAAAUACUGGUGAUAAAAAUGGAGACGCUGUUGUUCAAGAAGCUGUAUUGGAUUUCGUCGAUACCACAUCAAACAAGAACACAUACUGCAAACUGCAGUUGCACCGAGUCGCAUAUGGAACCUCACAAUACUCAGUAGAUGAGUCAAUGGGUCGAAUUGGCACAUCAGUUGGCACCAAUAAUCGAAAGCACUAUACAACCCUGGACCUAGCCAAAAUUGAGUUCAACAGGAUCUACUUUGAAAAGACUGGCAAUGAAUUUGGUACCACGAAUUUCGUGAAAAAGCCUGGACUUUACAAUCAUGUGCUCAUUGACAACGAAUCUCUGGAAGUGAAGCGAAGCUCGCUAGCAAAUGGCCCAGCGACAAAACUCUCAAAACCGUUAUACGAACUAAUGGAGCUGCUGUACAGUGAUGACCAUGUGUUCAAUUCAACAUUGAUUGAAUUUUGUUUCGAUCUCGACAGUAUGCCACUGGGUAAAUUGAGUAAGACGCAAAUUCAAGCAGCAAUGAAUAUUUUGGGUGAACUCUCAUCGGUACAAUGCACAGAAAAUCGUCAACAAAUCAUCGCCCUGUCAAAUCAAUUUUACUCAUACUUUCCACACAAUUUUAGUCAUCGUCGACCACCCAUCAUCGAGACAUGCAAAAUGAUCGAAGAAAAAAUGAACAUGCUGCAACAUCUGCUGCAAAAAGAACUGCGAUAUCAAUUUUUGAUCAGCGAAUCGAAUCAAGAGAGAAACUUGCUCGAUUUGUGCUAUGCACAGCUUGAAGACUCGGCCGAAAUUACCAUGCUGAACAAAUCAUCGGGAAUGUAUACGCAAAUCUGUAAUUACAUCAAUAACACGCAAUUGCAUGUAAAUAAUCAAAGUUACUAUGAUCCGGGUGCGUUUGAAGUUAACGAAGUAUUUGAAGUUUUACGCCAUGAAGAGCUCAUGCGAUACGCACCGUAUGAGAAUAACUUCAAUCGCCAAUUACUGUUUCAUGGAUCACCGAUUCAAAAUUUUGUCGGUAUAUUGACAAAUGGCUUGAAGAUCUCACCACCGGAAGCCAUGUUCUGCGGAUCCAUUUUUGGAAGAGGCAUCUACUUUUCGGACUCAGUGUCAAAAUCCGCCGGCUACUGCCGUUCUGGAAGCAAGGGAUUCGGAUUGGUUUUGCUGUGUGAAGUGGCGGCCGGUAUUACUGACAUUCGUUAUAAACACGAUAACAAAAAAUUGAUCGACUACUGUGAAACCGUGCAAGCUUUGGGUCAGUACUAUCCACAUCCACUGCAUAUUCGACCUGAUGGCCUUAAAAUUCCAAACGGUACGCUCAUUCGACGAAGCGAAAAUACUGGCAUUACGUUCAAUGAAUUCGUUGUGUCCGACGAGUCUCGCGUGAAGAUUCGAUAUCUCGUCAAAUUGAAGUUCAACAUCGCGAAGCGUGAAUAACUGUCUUUGGUCUUCCUAGUGUAUCCAUCUCAAAAGUCAUCGUCACAAAAUAACUAUUUUCCAUAUAAACAUGAAUUCAACACAUCGUUACCUCUCCUUAAACAAUCAUUAGCAUUAAAUUCAGUAAAUUCAAUAUAAUUUUGACUAAAUACGCAAAUAAAGUUAUUUCUUGACAA
Molecule: messenger RNA, 3070 nt
Organism: Sitodiplosis mosellana (orange wheat blossom midge)
Lineage: Eukaryota; Metazoa; Arthropoda; Insecta; Diptera; Cecidomyiidae
Product: poly [ADP-ribose] polymerase-like
Exons: 9
Coding region: 354-2894 (846 amino acids)
Molecular function (GO): zinc ion binding; DNA binding; NAD+ poly-ADP-ribosyltransferase activity
Source: RefSeq, a predicted model, not a curated record